Exophiala mesophila is the source of this 3110-nucleotide messenger RNA. RefSeq lists its product as uncharacterized. Bases 48 to 2930 code for a protein of 960 amino acids. Lineage: Eukaryota; Fungi; Ascomycota; Eurotiomycetes; Chaetothyriales; Herpotrichiellaceae. Gene Ontology annotation, biological process: protein folding in endoplasmic reticulum. Gene Ontology annotation, cellular component: EMC complex. Gene Ontology annotation, molecular function: protein binding. The record is from RefSeq and is a predicted model, not a curated record. The transcript has a single exon.
AAGCAACGUCGCCUUGCGGGUCCCAGCAUCAUCGUCCUGAGAGCAGUAUGAGGUGGUAUGGCAUCCUCUCAGCGCUCGCCGCUUGCUGGCUCCCGGCAAAUGCCAUCUUCAUCGAUGAUGCUUACCACAUAGAUUUCCACCAUGCACUGCUCGGCGUCCCGCAAUCCCAUACCACCCUCUUCCACAAAUCUCAAGCUUCCUCCAACGCCUCUCUCCUCUAUACAAUCUCAGACAAAGCCGUUUUAGGCGCCAUCAAUCCCAAGGAUGGAAACGUUCUGUGGCGACAGUCACUCGCUGGCGAACCUCUCUACAACACUUCGAGUUCAUUUCUCGUAGCCAGAGAAAGAGACGGUCAGAUCAUUACCGGUCACGACCGGACCGUGGCAAGUUGGGAUGCUCUGGAUGGGCGACUUGUUUGGACUUAUAUACUGCCCGAGGGGACCUCGAUACAAGAUCUUCAAUCCGUGGUCAAGACAGACUCUACCAGCUCCGCUGUGGAGGAUGUAAUCGUGCUCGCUGUGCCUCAGAGCGAAGACGGUCAGACUCGUGUUGCUCGUGUUGCAGGCAAUGGCUCUGGGCUAAAAUGGGAGCAUCUCGAUAAGACCGCGUCACCCUCCGCCGCUUCUCUCGCUAUUUCUCCUCAGCAUGUCUAUCUGGUCACAAAAUCAGAUGGUCUUGUCACUGGAGGAAAGGCAAAGGUGGUGACAUUUGAUGUUGGAACUGGUAAAGAGGUCGGAUCGACAACCAUUGCUGUUGAUGUUGAACCAUUGGGCGAAAAUGGACAGUACACUGCUGGAUCAAAGUCGGCAUAUCCAUUCCUCGUUUCCACCGAAAAGCCUUAUAAGACGGUGAAAGUCAGCCCGCUCAAAACAUCCAAGAUCGAAACUCUAGCAAUCGAAUCAAAAGGAGAAGAUAUUGAGUCCGUUAGCGUCAUUUGCCCUUCGAGUACCACAGAUAUUUCGCACUUUGUCUUGCACAUCAAAGGGACAACUCGUCAGUGGGCAGAUGUUUACCAUAUCGACUCGAAAACUGGAAGCGUGAAAAAGGCCUACUCCCUUCCAGCGACCGAAGAGAACAGCAUACUUUCUGUGAGUGCAAGUGAAUUGACGCUGUAUCUGACACGCAGCACAGAGUCUGAGCUUAAGCUUUAUUCGACAAGCUCUCAUGGUGAGUUGGCACGCUGGCAGCGAACAGGACCUCGAAGCACUUUUUCGGGACAGUUUCCAUCUCAUGGUGCGACAGAGGUCGUCAGUCGAGGAAAAGAUCUAUUUGCCGUUCGUAUCGCAGAGGCUUCAAGCAGUGGCGAUUGGUCUUUGAUCCGAAACGGAGAGCUACAAUGGAGCCGUCCAGAGUAUUUGGCAUAUGCGGAAAUUGCAGCUUGGUCAGAAAAUCCCCGACCAGAUGCCCUGGCAGAAGAACUGGAGGUGGAGGCAUCAGUCAAUCCGCUUACUGCCUACGCCCACCGAUUGAAACGACAUGCUUCAGAUUUGACAAACCUGCCGGCAUAUCUGCAAGAUCUGCCUCAUACUAUAUUCAAGUCAGACCCCAAUGCCGUCGCAUCCACACGUCAAAGCCUAGUCGGGUCCAAAAUGGUCGUCCUCGGUACGUCUCGGAAGGAAUUGAUUGCUCUAGACGCCACAAAUUCCGGCACUCUUUACUGGCAGACAGACUUGUCUCUCUACAUAACAGGCGACACUGUCAUCAAGUCUCUGGUCGUCGAUAACGGCCAUACGACGGUCUAUCUUUCUGAUGGGUCUCUCGUUGUUGUUGACACGGCCACCGGAAAAGUCAUCGAGUACCUGGCUGGCUCGAUCCCGGUGUCACGCCUGAUUCACCUCCCUGGCCAUCCUGCACCAGCUGUGGUCAAGAUCGGCGCGGAUGGAACCCCUCGCCUAGCUGAUGAUUUCGCACCUUCGAACCCAGAAGAGGGCAAUGUUGUCGUGACAUUGACUGCUGAUGGAAGUGCUGUGGGCUGGACCGUUGGCCAGUCUGUCGAAAAGACAUGGACCCUGACCCCCAAGCCCGGUUUCAAAUUUAUCAGCGCGUUCUCGCGUCCACAACAUGACCCGAUUGCCUCAGUUGGGAAGGUCUUGGGCAAUCGUGCGGUACUAUACAAGCACAUUUCGCCAAAUAUUGCACUGUUGGUGGCAUCGUCGCCUUCUGCGAUCGCGGCAUACAUUGUCAACGGUGUGACAGGAACUGUUCUACAUACAUCGAUACAUCAGGGCAUCCUGCCUGGAACCGAAAUCGCCGCGCUUGUUUCGGAAAACUGGGCGGCUUACUCAUUCACCAGCCAAGAUCCGAUCACAAAGGCUCUUUCCACACAAAUCGUGAUCUCGGAGCUGUACGAAUCAGCCUCAUCGAAUGACCGCGGCCCGCUGGGAGCCAAAUCCAACUUUUCGUCUUUUUCCGCCGAUGCCGGCGCAUUGCCUCACGUUAUCUCUCAGGCAUACACUGUUGCAGAACCAAUCUCGUCCCUUGCUGUCACGCAAACAGCCCAAGGCAUCACUUCGCGCCAACUUCUUGCUGUUCUAUCACAAUCCAAGUCGAUUGUGGGCAUCCCGAGGGAGAUUCUGGACGCCAGACGGCCAGUCGAUCGUGACGCAAACAGUACCGAGCGUGAAGAAGGACUGAUGAGAUAUACGCCAAACUUGGAGUUUGAGCCUCGGCACUUCUUGAACCACGCACGAGAAGUGAUCGGGAUCAAGAAGGUCAUUACCACACCAAGUCUAUUGGAGAGCACCAGCGUGGUCUUUGCAUUUGGACAUGAUGUUUUCGGCACACAGGUUGCACCCAGUCAGACGUUUGAUGUGCUUGGAAAGGGCUUCAACAAGGUCUCCCUGAUAUUGACCGUGGUGUCGCUCGCGGCUGGUGUGUUUGCGGUGAGACCGCUGGUCAAGAAGAAGACAGUUGAGGGAAGAUGGAGAUGAUCAUGAUGUGCUCAUCCGAUCUAUCUCUCUCGCCCACGGGAAAGUUUUUGAAGAGGGCAAAAGCUAGGGAUCAGUUGAGUUUGAAGAUACCCGCGCACAUAGAGAAAAUGAACCAGAUGUAAUUAGAACCCCGUUGCCAGAAGUGACUGACCGGGUUUGCAUCCAAACACAAUAAAGUCG